AUGCCUAUAAAGCAUCAAAAUUUAGGACUGGAGACAACAAAUAUAAAUCCAAGUAAUAAUACUGAAGAACUUGAAAAGGUCCCAGCAUCACACACUACACAGAAAUUAGAGAUCAAGGAUGGCAGGAAAAUCAUACAAGGGGAAGAUGAAGCAAAUACACAGUUACCGAAAUCUACAAUAGAAAGUGUACUUGAGGAUGAAUCCACAUCAACAUUAGCCACAUUGCCAAUUGUCAAAGGUGAGACAUUUGAGAAAAGCUAUCAGGAACAAAAGCAUAAGGAGGAGGAGACAACCAUGAUAGAGAACAACAAGAGCUGCAGGAAAAAAAAUGAACUUGAGCAAAUGACUGAAGCUGUUGAGCAUGUGUUAAAAAAGGCAUUGGAUCUACCCAAAAUCAUGGGCAAGGACAGUGCAGAAAAUGAAGAACAUGCUGGCCACCAACCUGAAGUGCCAAGCAUGGAAAACGUGAUUAUAAAGCAUACCAAAUCAGAAGAAAUGGUGACAGUAGAAAGCAGCACAAAAUCAAAUUAUAAUGUGGUGGAACAUGAAAAGAUAUCGGAGCCACACCCUUUCAAAAAUUUAGAGAUUGAGGAUGGUGGAAAAAUCAUGCCAGAGGAUGCAGUAGAUAUCAAAGAAGGCAGAGAUCUGGAAUUACAUAAAUCGGAAACAGAAAGUGUACCUGAGGAUAAAGCCAUCUCAACUGUACCCACUAUAGCAUCUGUUGGAGUUGAAACAUUUAAGCAAGGCAUUCAAGAAGAAAUACAUAAGGAAACUGAAUCAGCAGUGACUGAUACCAAAAAGGGGCAGAGUCCAGAAAAUGAGUUUGAGGAGAAUACGAAUGUUCUAGAGGCAUUUGAUCUACACAAAGUGACAGGAAACACCUGCGUGGAAAAUGCAAAGAAAGCUGAAGCCCAAUCUGUAGUACAGAGCCUAGACACCAUGGUUAUAAAGCAUCCGAAUUUAGAAGGAUUGGAGACCACAAAAAUAAGUCCAAGUAAUGAUACUACAGAACUUGAAGGGAAACACAAAGUUGCCGAGCCUGGUGGUGGCUCUGAAUUGGUAUCUGUAGAUGUCACAAAGGAGUGUUCAAAUAAAGAUAUCCCCAUGCUAGGUGAUCUGCCAAUGCUUUCUGACCAAAACCCCAAAAAUAACAACUCUGAUAUUAGUAAAAUAUCUGCUAGUGAUCAUUGUAAAUUAGACUCUGAGAAAGAAGAAAAUCUGCUCAUAGAAGCCUCUGGUUGUACUGCAACCAGCACACAUAAGAACAGUGAGACAAUAAAAGGACAAGAGAACUCAGAAACAACUUUUAAAGACAGUUUGAUAGGUUUUGCAGGAGAGAGAGCACCAACUGAAUUGGAAACAGAAGAAUCUAGCCAUGAACAUCAGAGUACUGAUGAUACUCCAGCUGAAAAGAUUGUCAAAGCAGCUGACACAAAUGAGAAGCUUGAAUUAGCUCCUGAAUCUAUAGCUAUAGAGCAAAGUGACAAAAAGAACAGUUUUGACUCCUCAAUGUACACAGCAGAUGGAACUUCCAUGUAUGAUGGAAAUGGUGAGAAAGUCAGAAACAGUGUAGAAAGUAUUGUAGCAGGGAAACUAGUAGCAAAAUUGGAUCCAGAUGAUCAAAGUGACAUGCAUGAGUCUACUAAGAUGGACGAAAGUGAACUUGCAGCAGAGAAGAUACCCGGACCACCUUAUCCAGGCAAGAAGCUUGAAUCAUACUUUGAUUCUGAGGCCCAUGAACAAGCAAAGGAGAAGAGCAAAAAUAUUCAGGAUCAGAUUUCUGAAUCUGAUCACCACAUUCAACAACAAGAGUUUCAGUGUGAAAAUCAGACAAAACCUGAGCCCCAAAUGGAAGCUGAAAAUGAUUUCAGUGUACAAUUAAAUGCUAAAAAAAACCCAGUGGCUAGCCUUAUAACCAAAGAGGUUCACGACGGAGUUGACAAAGCUGAUGCAAGUAAAAACAUUGAAACACAGACCAUAGGUUCCGAUAAAGGCUUAUCGGAAGUUCAGAUAUUAUUUCCUGGAGAAGAGACAGUUAAUCAGGUGAAAGAUCACAUUAUCAAAAACUUCAAAGCAACAGACUCCAAAGAGCAGAGAGCAAUAGCAGACUUGAGCUUUGAAAAUGACCCUAUCAGAAAGGACGUGACAUCUAAAGACACAGAUGAAGCGAUUGAGCAACCAGCCACAGGAAAACAGGAAACUCAAGAGGCAGAAACCACUCAAGUAGGAACUGCAAAAGAAGAUGAAGGAGGAGAUGACUUCGAAAAAAUAAGCCCAUCAUCUAGCAGCACUGUCAUGAUCAAAGACUCUCAACAUUCCGAUGUGAAAGUUUCACACAAAAAAUCUCAUGGCAUCCUCUCAGGUGUUGGGUCAAAGGUAAAACAUUCAAUUUCCAAAGUGAAGAAAGCCAUUACGGGUAAGUCUUCACACCCAAAGACACCAUCACCAAAAUAAAAUAAGCAAGUAAACAAUGGCAUGCUGCUACUGUAAAUAGCCAUAUGUUUGAGUAUGUUGGCUUGUAUAGUAUGUUGAGGGAUUGUAUAGCUUUGCUUCAUCUUUGUAUGUAUUGUUUUCUUUGUUCUUUGUUGUUUGUUUUGAUUUUUUCAUUUUAAGGAGAAUCUCUUAUCCUCCUAACUCUAUGUGAUGUAAUCAUAUUCUAUUUCUCUUAUGAAU
This is a messenger RNA of Gastrolobium bilobum, 2673 nucleotides long. RefSeq lists its product as uncharacterized. The transcript is spliced from 9 exons. The coding region runs from base 1 to 2454 and encodes 817 amino acids. The record is from RefSeq and is a predicted model, not a curated record. Lineage: Eukaryota; Viridiplantae; Streptophyta; Magnoliopsida; Fabales; Fabaceae.